CAUCCUCCGGGAGAACUUCUCGCGCUCUGAGAGGACGCAGGUGUCGCGCGCGCGUGCGUGCGGGGAGUAACAUUAGAGAGGUAACUUUCAAACGGUCCCGUUUUCUUUUACAUACUUGUGGAUUGUGACUUUGUGAGAUGUUUUCAUGACUCGCGUCUUAUAAAGCAGCUGUAAACAUUUCAAACAAACAGUUGAGGUCAAUCAAUGACUUUUUUACCUAUACGGACGAUAUGCUGGCUUGCUUCUGACUGAUACUGAAAAGAUUUUUAAAAAUGCCUCGGCCAGGCAAGAACUCCUACAGUGACCAGAAGCCUCCAUACUCGUACAUCUCUCUGACCGCCAUGGCCAUUCAGAGCUCCUCUGAGAAGAUGCUCCCCCUCAGCGACAUCUACAAAUUCAUCAUGGACCGUUUCCCGUAUUACUGUGAGAACACUCAACGCUGGCAGAACUCGCUCCGGCACAACCUUUCCUUCAACGACUGCUUCAUUAAGAUCCCCCGGCGGCCUGACCAGCCAGGAAAGGGCAGCUUCUGGGCCCUGCAUCCGGACUGUGGAGACAUGUUCGAGAACGGCAGCUUCCUGCGCCGCCGCAAGCGCUUCAAGCUCCUCCGGGUGGAGCAUUCGGCUUGCAAGAGCGGCCCCGUGCUGCACUCCUACCACUCUCAUGCCCAGCCUGCUUUGCACCAAUCCCACCACCAUUCGGGCAAGCUGGCCGUGGGUCACCCGGAGUACUUGGGCACCAUGGGCCGGCUCUCCCACUUCCAGAGCUACACGCUUGGCGGCGGGCAGAGCGGCAGCUUCAAACACCCAUUCGCCAUUGAGAGCCUGAUUGGCCGAGACUAUAAAGGAGUGAUGGCCAGCGGGUUGCCCAUUGCCUCGGUCAUGCAUCACCUCGGGUAUCCCGUGCCCGCUCAACUGGGCAGCAUGGUCAACUCCGUGUGGCCACAUGUGGGCAUGCUUUCUGAGCCGGUGUCAUCAGACUACCCACCGUUCAAUGUGGCGGUCAAGGGGCUGUACCAUCAUCACCCGGGAACCCAAAGCAUGCCUGCUGUGCCCAUGCCCAUCAAACCCACUCCGACCCUGGGCGCAGUCCCGUCCUUGACUGGCAUGACGCCGGGAGUAAUGCAGCUGUGCCCAAGAACGGCGGCUCUGAUGGAGAGAAAUGCAACAGCUCUUGUCGAGGAGAAAAGCGGGUCUCUCCAUCCUGCUCUCCUGCAGUCCUGAGCCAAACACUGAAGAUUCAGACACGAGGGUACACAUAGUAUGUUUUGGGGACGGCUGUAGACUGAUUUGAGAUGACAGCCUUUUCCAGAAGAUCUGUUA
This is a messenger RNA of Carassius auratus (goldfish), 1322 nucleotides long. Its product is annotated as forkhead box protein B2-like. Bases 273 to 1223 code for a protein of 316 amino acids. NCBI's taxonomy places the organism in Eukaryota, Metazoa, Chordata, Actinopteri, Cypriniformes, Cyprinidae. The record is from RefSeq and is a predicted model, not a curated record. Gene Ontology annotation, biological process: regulation of transcription by RNA polymerase II; cell differentiation; anatomical structure morphogenesis. The transcript has a single exon. Gene Ontology annotation, molecular function: DNA-binding transcription factor activity, RNA polymerase II-specific; RNA polymerase II cis-regulatory region sequence-specific DNA binding.